CCCCCAGUCUCGCUCCAGCCGUUCCCUAGUCUGGAAAUCCCACAAGCUUCCAAAAAAGCUGAGUUUCUAAAAGAAAAUUUAAAAAAAUUAAACAUAUAUGAAAAACAUAUAUAAAAAGUCGAAAUUGCGCGAAAAUACGUUGUAUAUUUACAAUUAUAUGAACGAUCCCAUUUGUCAUAUAGUCAUCUGUUUCUCCACUAAAAAUAUCUCGUACAAGUAGUGCUCGGUUUAAACUCGUAAAUUAAAUUUAAAUUAAACUAAGUAGAUUAUAUUUAAAGUAAAUAGAUUUUCGACACUUCGAGUAAGAAUAGAUAAAAUGUCAAAAAUCUCUCUGGACGGCUUUUUUUCCUACUGCAAGUCAAUAGCUGAGCAUAUCCAACUGGGCGAGAGAAUGGCUGCACUUUCCGGACAAGGGACCCCUAGGCUGACCUCCUCCGUGGGAAACCUCUACUAUGACUCCAUCUUGCCGUACCGCGAGGACUCCGGACCCCAAACCCGGGAGUUCCUGGCGCGCGUCGUGGACGUGCUGCUCGACUUCGUGCAACAGGUCAACGACCGCAAUGAGAAGAUCGUGGAGUUCAAGAUGCCUGAAGAGAUGCAGAAGUUGCUAGACCUGGAGCUCCGCGACGAGCCGCUUCCAUUGAAGCAACUCCUGGAAGACUGCAAGAUCACCCUCAAGCAUCAGGUGAAGACUGGCCACCCCCACUUCUUCAACCAGCUCUCCUGCGGGCUGGACAUCAUCUCCCUGGCCGGCGAGUGGCUGACGGCCGCCGCCAACACCAACAUGUUCACCUACGAGAUCGCUCCCGUCUUCAUCCUGAUGGAGAACGUGGUGCUCGAGAAGAUGAGAGCCAUGAUCGGGUGGAGCGAUGGUGACUCCAUCCUUGCCCCUGGUGGCUCCGUGUCCAACCUGUAUGCGUUCCUGGCAGCCAGGCACAACAUGUUCCCGCAGUACAAGGAGAAGGGGCUCACCAGCAUCCCUGGACAUCUGGUCAUGUUUACCUCGGAUCAGUGCCAUUACUCCGUGAAAUCCUGCGCGUCGGUCUGCGGCCUCGGUACCGACUACUGUAUCUCCGUGCCUUCUGAUGAGCGCGGGCGCAUGAUCCCGGCUGAGCUGGAGCGACGCGUGCGCGAACAUAAGGAUAAGGGCAACGUACCAUUCUUCGUGAACGCAACAUCAGGAACCACCGUGCUGGGUGCGUUCGACCCACUGCCCGAGAUCGCCGACAUCUGCCAGAAGUACAACAUGUGGAUGCACGUUGAUGCUGCUUGGGGCGGCGGCCUGCUGUUCUCCAAGAAGUACCGUCAUCCGCGUCUCACUGGCAUUGAGAGGGCUGACUCCGUGACCUGGAACCCACACAAGCUGAUGGGCACCCUGCUGCAGUGCUCCACCGUACACUUCAAGAUCCCCGGCAUCCUGCUGAGCUGUAACGAGAUGGCUGCCGAGUACCUCUUCAUGACGGACAAGAUCUACGACCCUCGCUUCGACACUGGUGACAAGGUCAUCCAAUGCGGACGCCAUAACGACAUCUUCAAGCUGUGGCUGCAGUGGCGUGGAAAGGGUACAUCAGGUUUCGAACGCCACAUGGACCGCCUGAUGGAGCUGUCCGAAUACAUGGUGCGCCGCAUCCGCGAGCAGAGCGACAAGUUCCAUCUCAUCCUGGAACCCGAGCUGGUCAACGUCAGCUUCUGGUACCUUCCGCGCCAACUGCGAGGAGUGCCGCAUGAUCAGAAGAAGGAGAUCCUGCUUGGCAAGGUAUGCGCCAAGCUGAAGGGUCGCAUGAUGCAGGCCGGCACCAUCAUGGUGGGCUACCAGCCGGACGACCGGCGCCCCAACUUUUUCCGGAACAUCAUCAGCUCGGCCGCCGUCACCGAGAAGGACGUCGACUUCCUGCUCGCCGAGAUGGAUCGGCUCGGGCACGACAUCGUUGUGGACUAAACUAAAUAGCAACGCUAGGCUUUCAACGGACUGAGAUUUAUUUUCUUCCACAGAUCUGUUAAGGCUUUCUAUUAGACAGUUUUUAGGUUACCAAGAUUGAGUUAAAAUCUCUACUCAGCUUCCAGUUGAUUAAAUUUAUUGAUUGAAUUCGUUGAAUCUACUAUCGUAUCGUUGUGGACUAAAGUGUUAAAGUUUGUCUUGACGGACCGAAAAAUUUUCUUCUACGAAUAUCUUCUUUAAACAACGUUAUUUAGGCACUCUGUUGGGUUACUGAGAUUGAGUUAAGGCCUCUACUGCGGCUUUUGAAUAAUGCGUUAUGCAUAUCGCAUGCGAUUUGUUUCAAGGUGAGUAGAGGCCUUUAAAAAUAAACACGAGAUUUAAUUCUACAAAACUAUUUACUGGACACUAUUGAGAGAUUUGUAGGUAAGUAUGCAAUUGUGUCACUAAAGCAUACACAUAACUUUUUAUUGCAAAGUCUGUCAAUAAUAAAAGUCGGUCCGUUGAAAAGAACUAUACGUCAAAAACUAUGGUUUCCUUUCCAAUGAAUAAGUAGCGUUUGACAUGUAUUUACAAACGUUAGUUUUUUCAUCAGUCAAUAUCGGUCAAUGCCAUGAAAUGGGAAAAAAUAGAACAUUACCAAAUCUGUGCGACAACUUCUUUAUUGUUCUUUUUUUGUUAUAGAACAAAAGUUUGGACGAGAUGGCGUUGUUAAACGUUAUAAACAAAAAAAAUAUAGCUUGUGUUGAGUGUUGACUUAUUAGACGUUAUAUAAUAAGCUUUUGGUGCGUAUUUUACGGGGUAUUGGCUGUAUUGCCUCUACUAGAUAUCUUCAGAGCUAAGUACAUGUAAUGUAGUAUUUAAAGUCGAAGUUAACCUUCGUUUCAAGACUAAGAUUGGGAAGAGAACGGUUUAGAUGCGCUAUUUUCAGGCAGAUCCUUGCUAAAGUCUAUAAAUAUAUCACUAAAAUGUAAUAAAAAAUAUAUAACCACAAAUCAAAAGUUGAUAUUGACAUAUAUAUUUAUCGUUAAAAUAAAAUUGUAACAUAUUUACAAUUUUUUUUUAAUUAUUGAUCACAUAAUGUUUCUGACCUGUUUUAAUAAUUUAAGUUAAAUCUUUAAUUAUUUUACUAAUAUAAAUGCUUGUAUUAUUAUGCUGCCUGAAAAUGAUCAGAUUGAAAUUGCUGUAAUAUUAGAAGAUUGGGUAGAAACUGCUCAGUGACAUUGGAUUUGAAAACAAAGUUAAAGGAAUUGCAACGAUAGUCAAAUACCUAGAGGUCCACUUCUUUAUAUACAAUAUACUUGUUUCACGUUUAGAUCUUAAACUCAGAACACUGUACUAUGCCUAGCAUAUUCAAAAAUAAAAUAAAACUACUUUUAUAAACCUUAAACGCUGAAGCUAUACCUAUAUGGAACGAAUAUGGCUCUUAAAUCAAUAAAAUGAUUAGAAACGUUUUAGUAAAUUAAAAAAAAACAUGUCUAGAGUUCCAAUACUUGCAUUUAUUGAUUGUCUAGUAGGUUCUAUGUUAUAUUUGGCUAACAUUUAUAUGAACCGUCUAUAAAUAUUAGAAUAAAUUAUCAUAAUAUUCAUGAAUCAUAUAUUAUAAAUGUUCUAAAUGUCUUCCGGUAAACUAAGUCUAAAUGUUUGUUGACAAUGGAAAUAUAUUUUCAGUAUUAUUAAUAUGAUAAAUGAAAUAUAUUGUAAUUAGUAAGAAAUUUCCAUCAUAAGGCCUAAAUUAUUUUUCAUUUGCAGAAUUAUCACAUUUUCAGAUUUAUCAUUGUCAAUGUGCUAGCUGAAAGCAUAUUUAUUUGCUUAAAAAUUUAUUUCUUGUUGAAAAAAAUACGCGUAGCCUAGAUAUAUAUAGAAAUAAAAAUAAAAUAAUGAUGUAUCAGUCAUAUAUACGAGACAUAUCUCCCAUUUUGCCAAUUAAAAGUAUAUUUUACAUGUUGUGUCGUAGUCGCCUUUUGGAGUAAAAUUCUUUGUUAAAUGCGAAUCUAAACCACACAACACAUGGGAUGGAAAUUAUUAGAAAUUCAGCACCUCUAGAUUCUCUAUGGUCACAAAAUUAAUUCAUAAUUCACAAAGCUCAUCCUCACUUUCUUGACACGUGGCAAACCAAAAACAAGCGGGCAACUCGCUCGUUUUUGCCCAGAACGUGCAAGUUGUGGAAUGAGCUACCUUCUGAGGUGUUUCCCUUGCGCUAUGACAUGGGGUUCUUCAAGAAGCAGGUAUUUAGGGUUCUCAAAGGUGGGCAACGCAUAAGUGGCUCCUCUGGUGUUGCUUAUGUCCAUGGGCGGCGAUGACUGCUUCCCAUCAGGCGGCUCGUCUGCUCGUUUGCUACCUAUUACAUACAAAAAAAAUAGGGAAUUUUCCAUGCAAAAAAAUUGUUGCCAUAGUAAAUACGAGUAUCUCAAAUUAUUUCAUGACUAGAGAUUCCGGUACUGAAUUUCUGAUAGUUUCAGCCCAUAUGUGGUGUGUCUUAAAAAGUCUUAAUUUAUUUAUUUGACGCUUAAAUCAUGCCCUAUUAAAAUAAAAAUUGUGAUUAUUAUAGUUUAUUGGCUAUUUAUACAUUUAUAUUUUCAAUAUAUAUAUAGUUUUUAAAUAAUUGACACAAUUGAAUCUAUCGUUUGACAAUGUUAGGUAAAGUGUAAUAAAUAAAUUAUAUUAUUGUGUAAAAACGCAAUAAAUAAUAAUAAUGAAUUGCGCCAUCAUUCGCCAGUAGGUAUUAUUAAUAUAAAAAUAGAUAUAACUAAUAGUUACGAUAUUGUGUAUUUUUCCCUUAUAAAGACUUUAAAUUUUUGUCUUGUGUUAAUAAUAUUGUAUUGUCUUCGGUUACCGCGAUAGUUACUCAUGAAAUAAAUGAGUCACCCGUUGACCACGAACGCUGUAAAGGGUUCGAAACGUCGGGAUGUAUUAUAAAUUCAAUAUACGCGAUAUAAUCCGUUUUCAUAGUUUUAAUAUUGUAUUGAUUAAAUGCUUUUCCCCAAGGUCACUAUUUCCAAAACGCUUUUUAAACCACAGAUGAAGAUUCCAAAAAAAAAAUUAUAACGUUUUGUUAUUUCUCGCGGCUGUUUCUCUUAUUUUAAGUGUUAUUUUCUGACAUCAAUCUUUUUAAUUCUUACUAUAGGAUAAGUAAAUAUAAGACAACAUGAAAUGUGACGAUGACAAUAGUAACAGUAGAAUAGAAGAGUGAAGGAGAUAAGUAUAUGUAUGUAACUGUAUGUUGUCUCGAUUUUUGGUUAUCUUCAUGUUGUAUUGUUGUAUUAACAGUUGUUGAUGUAUAUUGUACUUUCUCAAAUGUAAUUUUAUUUAAUACUUGAUGUAUUUCUGAUAUAUUAAGCUGUGUUCCCAUAACAGGUAACUCAAUAAUAAUACAGCUAUAAAUGAGGACAUAAUAUAUGAUAUGCUUCAUAUUCUUCUUCAACUGGUAGCGCCACCUAGUGGCCAGUAGAUAAACUAAACGUUUCGUUUCUUUGAACUAAGUGUUUUAGAUAAACAAUAAUUUCGACUAAAAGUCGUUUAUUUUCGAUUGUUACGAUGAAACUAUCUGUCAAAUUAUAAAUAAAUUAAAUGUAAAUAGGUAGUGUGCCUGACGAGUGCGGGGGUGUUAGUAUGCUAGAGAUUUAAAUUUAUUUUUGCGAAAGUUAUAUUGUUAUAAGUUAAUGCUAGAUAAUAAAAACUAUGAGCAUUUUUGAAAGUAUUAAAGCAAUGUUCAAACAUAGUAUUACAAAAGUAUUUCUGCUUACCAACAAUAGAGGGCGCUAAAGUCACUUAAUUUUUGAAAUAGUAUCAUUAGUAGAUUUUUUUUAACAAUACGGAACUAAAAGAUAGAGUAAAGGUGCGACCACACCGCUGCUUAAAAGUCAGCGUAUUUUGAGCAGCGGUGUGGGGGGCACGCAAAAAAAUACGAUGCGUCACUGCGAUACCGUACCGUUACCGUUUUUAAAGCAGCGGUCUGGGGCCCAUUUAUCGAACGGUAUUAAGCUAAUAUUAUUAGCAUGGAGACUGUAUAAAGGAGCCAAAUCUCUAUGUAUGAAAAGUGUCCAUCAAAAAACAGUAAUUAGGCGGCGCCACCAUACACCGAAAUACUACCAAAAACAACCUACGUAAUUUGGUCGGGUUAUUUGUUGCCUUAUAUGGUUCAUGUUAUACUCAUGUCCCAGAGCCUAACUAGCGCCACCGGAGAAAUUAGGAACUAUUAUUUAAAGCUUAACGCGGUCACUUUUACAACAAUUCUGCCAUAAGAGAUUGCGAUCCUUUCUAUACCAUCCAUAAUUAUUAGUCCACAAACUGUCAAAUCGUAUGGGUUUCCAUGACAAUAUUACAUUAGGUCAACUUUCAGGACAAUCCUUUUUUUUAUUAACACAUGGUCACCCUAAUAUUGCGUCAAUUGUUCAGCCAUUAAUACACUAGAUGAAAAAUACAACUUUAGGAACAAAUCAAAUUAUUUCAUUAAAUAUUUUGAUUUGCGUUCUAUCUAUUUCAGUUUAUUACAAAUACUGUUACAAUUAAAUGCCAAUUUAGCUUCUUUAUGGUGUACCUUAUAAAAUAACUCAUUCAAAAUAAAAACCAAACAAAAAAUAUCUCUUUACGUACAUCAAAAAAAAAAAUACCAUCAACAAUAAAAACGAAAAAACAAACAAAAAAGCCCUUAAUUUCAUACCACAUACGGCCUAAACAUAUCAGCGGACCGCCCGCCAUCUUGGUUCAUUACCACCAAUCCCCGUCUGUUGUCUAAAUUUGAAUUAAAGUUCGCCGCCGCUAUUGCCCUCUCUCUUUCUAGCGCGAUAAUUCUGUCCCUGUCCAACAUGCCGGGAGGUUUGACAACUGUCAUGUCUGCCAGCUGAGGUUUUUCCUGCUCUGUGGUAGGUUCUUUAUUGGGUGCUUUUUUGUCGUCGCUCGUGUGGUCUUUUUUCGUGUCGUGUUGCGCCUUUUUGGAGCGUUUCCACUUCAUACGCCUAAAAACAUUAGGUCAAUUGAUCGAGAAAUGGGCCCCUGGUCGCACCUUAAGUCUUCUAGUACGAAUAAACUGAAAAUAGUAUAUUAUUCUUCAUUAUAUAACUAAGUUUUUGAAUAAGGUACUCAAGUACACAACAAUUAUGUUUUUUUGCUGUAUUAAAGUAUGUACGGGGCUAGGUAAUUUAAUGUUUCUAUGUAAAAGAAAAUAUAUUUUCAAUGUCAAAUUGGAUAAAUGGAGUUCAGUAACAAAAUACGAAGGUCUUCCGUGCAUGUCUUCCAUUUAUAUUAGAGUAAGCGACCGUUCUGUGCCGAAAACUUCUAAAUCGUACCGCUACUCGCCGGUAGAUGGCAGCACUUUUAAAAUUUGAAGCACUUGGUAUUUUACAACGAUCACACCAGAGUGUGUUUAAUAAGGACUAGUUAAUAUUCACUUAAAAUUGAUUUGCUUCUUAAUAAGUUUGUUACUUUAACAAGGUUUCAGAGAAUAUUCGGAGCGAAUCUGUAAUUUUAUAAUAGGCAUCUAUUGAAAUUAUGUAGAGUUCUGCAACGAUUUUGAUAGUAUACGCAGUGCAAGUGUUAUUUGUACGUCAUAAAUUCAUAGAAGUUUGACGUUUAAAAUAACAGUUGCACUGCGUGUGUUAUCAGAAUUGGGCUGACUAACAUGUCGGAGAAACGUAACUUUCUGUUCCGAUUAGCAGUCUAUUCUUUACACGUCUCUGUAAUUAAUAAUUAUUGUGAUAUUUUAUGUUCAUCGAAUACUUAAUCUAGACGUAGGUUAGUGUUUCGGCGAGUUUAGUGUUUAGAAGCAAUAUACCUACCGUUCACUAUGUUACUGUAACGUGUCCAAGUUAGCCAAAAUUGAAUUAUCCUGAUCGUUGCUAUAUGUAAGAACCUGUAUAACCAAUAAAUGGUAUUGUUGUUAGUU
Messenger RNA from Cydia strobilella, 7820 nucleotides. It is a transcript of the gene Gad1, whose product is annotated as glutamate decarboxylase. Gene Ontology annotation, biological process: GABA biosynthetic process. Gene Ontology annotation, molecular function: glutamate decarboxylase activity; pyridoxal phosphate binding. Lineage: Eukaryota; Metazoa; Arthropoda; Insecta; Lepidoptera; Tortricidae. The record is from RefSeq and is a predicted model, not a curated record. The transcript is spliced from 14 exons. The coding region runs from base 317 to 1939 and encodes 540 amino acids. Gene Ontology annotation, cellular component: cytoplasm.